This is a messenger RNA of Armigeres subalbatus, 1198 nucleotides long. RefSeq lists its product as uncharacterized. Bases 109 to 1164 code for a protein of 351 amino acids. The transcript has 2 exons. The record is from RefSeq and is a predicted model, not a curated record. Lineage: Eukaryota; Metazoa; Arthropoda; Insecta; Diptera; Culicidae.
UAGGCACCGGUUUAUUCUGUUCUGGCAUAUCACAUUCAGGAAAUCUGUUCUACACUGUGAAAGUUGAAACCAAAUCGUCUUUAUUUUUAGCAUUAUUUUUGUAAAACCAUGGCUGCCAAUUCCGGGGUCAAAAUUUUCCGUGACUUUCUACGUGAUAGUCCAUGUCGGAUGGCUUACCUGAUGUCACAGCCAAAGAACUUUACCCAGCACCAUUCGAAGAGCCAGCAUCUGGCGAAAGUCAUCACCUUCGAACGCCCCGGUACAGCAAGACCCAAAACAGCACCAAUGGCUGCUUCACCACUGGCGCAUGCCAUCACAGCCCACAACCUAAUUGAGGAAACUCCGCAGACACCUCAGAAACGACCAACUACCAGCGGCCGGGUUCUGAAGCCUUCUCUCAACCCAACCGGCAACGAUUUAUCCUGCGCUGGCAGCCGAAAGCCAGAUGGGAAAUCCCCACGUCACCCACCAGUUGCACCUCGUCAGCGUCCCCGUCGCCCGGCGGAUCCACCUCGCAAAACUCCAUCCGCGUCCAGCAACAAGGAAGAUAUCCGCAAACGACCUCACCAACAGAAGAAGCAGCUCGGAUCGCCACACCCCGGCCGGGACUCACCGAAGAAACCUUGCAAAAUUUGCAUCAGUGGUGAAGACUGCGCCGUUGCGGAACAAUGGCAGGAUUUACUCCUCAAUGCGCAUUCCCUUUCGUCGCACUCCAAGUCCUCGGAUGGCUUCCGCCAUCUGAUUGAAGAAAUUGAGAGAAUCCGUUCAGAAUUAGUUGCGCGAGAGGAGGUGAAGAACAUCGGCUUGAAGGAAUCCAUUGAGUUGAUCAAUGAAAUUCAACACAGGAUCAACUCUCUAUCUCCGACCAGGCCGUCAGGAGACAGCUACCUCAACCGCUUGGCGCCGUUUCAAACGGCGAUGCGUGAUUCCGAGAAGCGAGCCACGAUCAAGGCAAAGAAAUCGGUUCGGUCGUUGCGUUUCGAAGGGGGUCGCAUACUUGAGCAGGACUAUAGUAAGCUCAGUCGCCAACGUGCGGACGGUGCGACGGAAACCGUCAGAAAAGGCAAAACGAGACAGAUUGAAAAGAAAUUCGAUGAGGGUCCAUUGCGGUGUUUGCUGCCGUUCGUGAACGGGUCGCUCAAGGCUAAGCAGGUUAAAUUUUGAGAAAAUUAUAAAUUAAGCAUGAAUAAAUUUUAAA